AUGAGACACUCAUGGAGAAUUCUUCUCUACCGAAACUACCCUCAAUCAUCUCGCAAAUUUUCCAAUCAUUUCCAGGUACUGCAGAAACACUCUCCUUGUCUGCUUCGCUCUCUGUCUUCCUCACUUCACACACUUCCACUACAAAACUCUCAUUUCUCCAAAACCCCGCAAAAAUCGAAUAUCUAUAAGAAAACCCCAUUUAUUGUUCGUGAUUUUUCAUCUGAAGCAUCAUUAGUUAAGCCCAAAAAAGACCCAGAUCAUCUUUUGCUUAUCUGUUAUGUUUUUGCCAAGUUUGAUGAUUUUGAUAAUAUUGGUAAAGAAUUGGAAUCAAAUGAAGUUGUUAUUAGUCACGAUCUGGUUUUGAAAGUUCUGAAGUCAUUGGGAUCGAAACCAGAUGUGGCUAAGAAGUUUUUUUAUUAUGUUUUGGAGAAGAAUAGUGAGAGAUUGAGCUCUAAAAGUUAUAACUGGAUGUUAGGGAUUUUGGGGGUCAAUGGGUUGGUUGCGGAAUUUUGGGAUUUAAUUGAUAAAAUGAAGAUAAAGGGUUAUGGGGUGUCAGGGAUUACGCGUGACAGAGUGUGGGAGAAGUUUGAGAAAGAGGGGUUAAAGGAUGAUUUAGAGAAGUUAAAAGGGGUUUUUGCGAAAGGAUCGGUGGAUAAUUCAGUGGAAAAGAUUGGGUUGAGAGUGAGUAGGAUUGUUAGGAAUAAGGUUUGGGGAGAGGAUGUUGAAGGGGAGAUUAAGGAUUUGAGUGCAGAGUUUUCAAGUGAUUUGGUGAAGAUUGUGUUGGAGCAUUUGGCAAUGGAGCCAAUGAAGGCUUUGAUAUUUUUUAGGUGGGUUGAGGAGAGUGGGUUGUGUAGACAUGAUGAGAGGAGUUAUAAUGCGAUGGCUAGGGUUUUAGGAAGGGAGGAUUACAUUGACAGGUUUUGGAAGGUUAUAGAUGAAAUGAGGAGUAACGGAUUUGAAAUGGAGAUGAGGACAUUCGAUACUGUUUUGGCACGAUUUAUGAGUAGGAAAAUGAUUAAGGAUGCCAUAGGCUUAUACGAGUUUGCAAUGAAUGGUGCAAAUAAGCCUUCAGCUAAAUGUUGCACCUAUUUGUUGAGGAAAAUAGUGGUGGGUAAACAGUUGGAUAUGGGUUUGUUUUCAAGAGUUGUGAAGGUCUUUACUGGAAAUGGGAAUGUUUUGACAGAUUCUAUGCUUGAUGCAGCUCUUAAAGCUCUAACAAGUGUUGGAAGAUUUGGAGAGUGCAAUAAGGUUUUAAGAGAAAUGAAGGUAGCUGGCUUUGUAGCUAGUGGUAAUUUGCAGAGAAAGAUUGCUUUUGGGCUCACUAGUGCUGGUAAGAAUGAUGAAGCAAAUGAAUUUUUGGAUCAUAUGGAAUCAUCUGGUAGUGACUUGGAUUACAAGGCUUGGGCAUGUUUAAUUGAAGGGCAUUGUGUAUCGGGGAAUCUUGAAAAAGCAUCUGAUUGUUUCAGAAAAAUGGUUGAGAAGAAGGGAGUUUCUGGUGCUGGUUAUGCUGUUGAGUUGUUGGUAAAUGCAUAUUGCUGCAAGAACAGAGCGAUGGAUGCAUGCAAUCUUCUGCGUGAUUAUGUGUGUCAAAAUCAGUUAUGCCCUUGGCAUACUACAUACAAAUUAUUGAUAAGCAAGUUGCUAGUUCAGGGUGGAUUUAAGGAUGCCUUAAAUCUGUUGGGUUUGAUGCAAAGUCAUGGCUUUCCACCCUAUAUAGAUCCUUUUAUUGAGUUUGUAUCAAAGUCUGGAACAGGUGAUGAUGCCAUUGCUUUUAUGAAUGCCAUGACCACCAAGAAGUUUCCAUCUACAUCUGUUGCUCUUCGUAUGUUUGAAGCAUAUUUCAAGGCCAAAAGGCAUGGCGAAGCACAAGAUUUCCUGUCUAAAUGCCCAAUUUACAUUCGGAACCAUGCUGAUGUUUUGAAUCUCUUCUGUUCCAUGAAGUCAAGUGAAGAUACUACUGCUGCAACUGUACCUGUGUAG
This is a messenger RNA of Dovyalis caffra, 1980 nucleotides long. The record is from the annotation of a GenBank genome assembly. Lineage: Eukaryota; Viridiplantae; Streptophyta; Magnoliopsida; Malpighiales; Salicaceae.